Molecule: messenger RNA, 9932 nt
Organism: Myxocyprinus asiaticus (Chinese sucker)
Lineage: Eukaryota; Metazoa; Chordata; Actinopteri; Cypriniformes; Catostomidae
Product: SLIT-ROBO Rho GTPase-activating protein 3-like
Exons: 22
Coding region: 448-3747 (1099 amino acids)
Biological process (GO): negative regulation of cell migration; signal transduction
Cellular component (GO): cytoplasm
Molecular function (GO): protein binding
Source: RefSeq, a predicted model, not a curated record
CUGAGAUUUUAAUGCACGGAGCCAAAAUCAAGCACCGAUUAUGCCACUGCAACUCUUCCUUUUAGAACAUGCGGACCUAGGGCUAAUAUAAGAUGCAAAGCCUCCUCUUACAUACAGAACCAUCUUCUUGUAGACAGGAAUUUUGUUUUCUUCAGUCACUUUAAAUGGCAGAUCUUGACCAAGGAGGAGCAGCAGCAGCCUCUCCCCGAGUGUAGCAGCCCUUUAAAACGCAAAGGGAUUAGAUCUGAGAAAGCGCAGGUGAUGCCCUUUUGCAAGGGUGAGGUUAUUUCAAACGAGGAAAGUGUUAGGAUUAUGCUGAUGUAAAUUGAGGGACACUUCUGAUAGUAAGUGGUGAAGAGGAAAAACAAGCGGCAAACUGUGACACUCAGGAGCUCUCGCGCAAGGCGCAAACAUAUCACUGGAUUCUACAUUGAUACCUCAAGAAAAAUGUCAUCUCAGACGAAGGUAAAGAAGGACAAGGAGAUAAUUGCGGAGUAUGAAACGCAAGUGAAAGAGAUCAGGAAUCAACUGGUCGAGCAGUUUAAGUGUCUGGAGCAGCAGUCAGAGGCUCGAAUCCAGCUGCUGCAGGACCUACAGGAGUUUUUCAGGCGCAAGGCCGAGAUUCAGCUGGAGUACUCUCGGAGUCUGGAGAAACUGGCGGAGAGGUUCUCAUCAAAGAUUCGUGGCCCAAGGAAAGAACAGCACCUUCUCUCUUCAGUAAACUGUUGGUAUCUGGUUUUGAAUCAGACUCGAAGAGAAAGCAGAGAUCAUGCCACACUUAAUGACAUCUACUUGAACAAUGUCAUCGUUCGCCUGGCUCAGAUCAGCGAGGAUGUCAUUCGGCUCUUCAAAAAGAGUAAAGAAAUUGGCAUUCAGAUGCACGAGGAGCUGGUGAAAGUGACAAAUGAGCUGUACACUGUGAUGAAAACGUAUCAUAUGUACCACACGGAGAGCAUCAGUGCAGAGAGCAAGCUGAAGGAGGCAGAGAAACAAGAGGAGAAGCAGUUCAGCAAGUCUGGAGACCUCAACGUCAACCUCCUACGCCACGAAGACCGACCCCAGCGCCGCAGCUCAGUCAGAAAGAUUGAGAAGAUGAAGGAAAAGAGGCAAGCCAAGUACUCUGAGAACAAACUGAAAUGCACGAAAGCCCGCAACGACUAUUUAUUGAACCUGGCAGCUACCAACGCCGUUGUGGCUAAAUAUUACAUCCACGAUGUUUCAGACAUGAUUGAUUGCUGUGACCUCGGUUACCAUGCUAGCUUGGCCCGCACAUUGAGGACAUUUCUGUCUGCUGAGUAUAACCUGGAGACCUCUCGGCAUGAGGGUUUGGACAUCAUUGAGAACGCAGUGGACAACCUGGACCCCCGUAGUGACAAGCACAAGAUCAUGGAUAUGUACAAUCAGGUCUUCUGCCCGCCCAUGCGCUUCGAAUUUCUGCCACACAUGGGAGAUGAGGUGUGUCAAGUGAGUGCCCAGCAACCAGUGCAGACAGAACUUCUAAUGCGUUACCAUCAGCUGCAGUCCCGUCUUGCCACGCUCAAGAUUGAAAAUGAGGAGGUACGCAAGACACUGGAUGCCACCAUGCAGACCUUACAAGAUAUGCUGACAGUGGAGGACUUUGAUGUGUCAGACGCCUUCCAGCACAGCCGAUCCACUGAGUCCAUUAAAUCUGUGGCUUCCGAGAGCUACAUGAGCAAGUUAAACAUUGCAAAGAGGAGAGCCAAUCAGCAGGAGACGGAAGUCUUCUACUUUACUAAAUUCAAGGAGUAUCUGAAUGGCAGUAACCUCAUCAUUAAGCUGCAGGCCAAGCAUGACCUGCUGAAGCAGACUCUGGGAGAAGGAGAAAGAGCUGAAUGUGGAACUACAAGACCCCCAACCCUUCCCCCGAAACCACAGAAAUUGCGGAAACCACGGCCUCGCUCCAUCUAUACCCAUAAGCUGUUUAAUGGCAAUAUGGAGAGUUUCAUUAAGGAUUCAGGUCAACCCAUACCACUGGUGGUGGAGAGCUGUAUUCGAUACAUAAAUCUAUAUGGGCUGCAGCAACAAGGCAUAUUCCGAGUUCCUGGAUCUCAGGUGGAAGUCAACGAUAUUAAGAAUUCGUUCGAGAGAGGUGAGGACCCAUUGGUUGAUGAUCAGAGCGAUCAUGACAUCAACUCAGUAGCAGGUGUUCUGAAGCUGUAUUUCAGAGGGCUGGAGAACCCUCUGUUCCCCAAGGAGCGCUUCCUGGAUCUGAUCUCCACCAUCAAGCUCGAAUCAUCUGCAGAAAGAGCUCACCACAUCCAGCAGAUAAUCGUCACCCUUCCUCGCACCAUCAACAUCGUCAUGAGAUACCUGUUUGCAUUCCUCAAUCACUUGUCCCAGUACAGUGAUGAGAAUAUGAUGGACCCAUAUAAUCUGGCCAUCUGUUUUGGACCCACUCUGAUGCCCAUCCCUGAGAGUCAGGACCCCGUGACCUGCCAGGCUCAUGUUAAUGAGGUCAUCAAGACCAUCAUCAUCCACCAUGAAGUCAUCUUCCCCAGCCCACGUGAGCUGGAUGGCCCUGUCUAUGAGAAAUGCAUGACUGGAGGAGAGGAGUACUGUGACAGCCCUCACAGUGAACCGGGCACCAUUGAUGAAGCAGACAACGGCACCGAGCCACACACUAGCGAUGACGAGGUGGAGCAGAUCGAAGCCAUCGCAAAGUUUGACUACGUAGGUCGGACUCCUAGAGAGCUGUCCUUUAAAAAAGGCGCAUCCCUUUUGCUAUAUCACCGUGCAUCUGAAGACUGGUGGGAGGGCAGACACAAUGGUGUGGACGGGCUCAUACCUCACCAGUACAUAGUUGUACAAGAUCUGGAUGAUGCAUUCUCUGAUAGUCUGAGUCAGAAGGCAGACAGUGAGGCCAGCAGUGGACCUUUACUGGAUGAUAAAGCCUCAUCCAAAAAUGAUCUACACUCUCCAUGUGAACCCUCACCUGAUUACAACUUCAGCGGGGUCAUGGGCCGGGUUAGGUUGCGGUCUGAUGGGUCUGCCGUCCCUCGGCACCGCAGUGGCACAGAUUCUCACAGUCCUCCCAGCGACACACCACCGCGGGCUGCCGCUUGCCCCAGCAGUCCCCAUAAGAUGGCAGUCAGUAGAGGCCACAUUGAAAGCCCCGAGAAGAGACGUUUGGGAACAUUUGGCAGUGCCGGCAGCAUUAACUACCCAGAGAGAAAGGUCUAUCCCGAGGGUCACCCACUCAAGCCUGUCCCAGGAGCAACGAGACACAGCAGCCUUGGGGAUCACAAGACCUUAGAAGCUGAAGCCUUAGCAGAGAAAUCUGUGUUACAGGAUAUUGAGAAGACAAUGAACACUGCACUUCAUGAGCUCCGUGAACUGGAACGCCAAAACACUGCCAAACAGGCUCCUGAUGUUGUUCUGGAUACUCUUGAACCGCUCAAGAACCCUGUGAGCUCCGAACCAGCAAGCCCCUUGCACACCAUCAUGAUUCGAGAUCCAGACGCGGCCCUGAGACGCAGCAGCAGCUCCACCUCUGAGAUGAUGACAACCUUUAAACCGGCGCUGUCUGCCAGGCUAGCCGGGGCCCAGCUCAGACCUCCACCUAUGAGGCCUAUCCGACCCCCACCAACCCAACACCGCUCCAGCAGUUCCAGCUCCUCUGGGGUGGGAAGCCCUGCUGUGACCCCCACCGAGAAGAUCUUUCCAAACAACGCGAGCAAUGCUGCAGCCUCCACUGCCAACUCAGGCGAGAAACCAGGAACCAUGUAGCACCACCAGGCCUGUGGUGCAGUGGUAGCUACCUGCACUGGUGAGAGAUAGCCAGGGCACAAUGCUAAUGCCCAGGCCAGCAGGUUUAGGAUCAGAAAAUUGUGCUCCCAAUUUUUUGUCUUUUUUAUUUUUCUCUUUUGAGCCUUGGAAAAUUCUGGAAAUACACACAGGUCGGAGCCAUGGCCUACCGGUGUGCACAUGUGACGCAUUGAGCCUUGGUGCAGUUGACGCAGGUUCAAAUCUGGCUCAGGUCAUAUCGUGUUUCCCGUCAUCUUCUCUUUACUAUCUGUCAAUAAUAGUGGUAAAAAGCCUGAAAUAAAAUAAAAUAAAAAGGUUAUCAGGGUGCAAUGGAAUGGAAGUCAUGGUGAAGUGAAGAAUGUAAUUCACACAUGUAAGAAAAGAAAAUUAAGACAAAAAAUGCCUCAACGCAUCUCCUGUUAUGAUUUUAUUUUCAUUUUACGUCAGAAUUAAUGAUAAGUCGUCAUCUUUGUCCAUUUUUAAGACAUUAUCUUUUAUUCUUUACCGUGAGCGAGAUAAAAUAAGUGGUUUGCAUUUAUUUCUCCUUGCACUGGGUGGCCAGAAGAGUUCUGUAAUUUAGGCAGGAAUAAUUUCCCUCUCAUUUGAGGACUGAGAUUGUCCCUCCCUCCAGAACUGGACUGUUCAUAUACUGUAAUAGAACCAAAUUGUCACUUGAAGACUGUCUAACAUGGCCAGCUUACCUGUGAGCUGUUGUAAAUAGAGAUAUACUGUACUUGAACUUGUAAUGCCUUCUGUUUGUAGAAUAAGCGAUAUACAUCUAAGUAACAACAUAGCCAAGCUGUAAACAUAUAUGAGAUGCAGAAAAACCAGUAUAGCAACUAAUUGUAAGAAACCUGUGGUAAUUGUUUUUUAGUUUUUCUUGUAUAUAAAUUUUGUCAAUUAAGUUUCAGUCUUGUACAGCCGAGGACAGAACAGGCAGGGAGACUAGAAUGGCUUUUAUCAAAACAAACAUUUACGAUCAAUAAGCAAACAAAUAAUGAAUCAAUAAGUGGAUUCUUUUUUUCUGAGCCAUUAACAUUAGUUUGGGGAGUGUUUUGCUUAUUUCUUGUCUUUUGUGAUUUUGUCUUUUUUUCUUUAUGUACCACAUCAGUUAUUACAUAAAAUAUUCCUUUAUGCUCAAAUUAUACAUAGAGUUUGAAUGAAUUUUUAUAAUUCAAUAACAUUCUUAUAAAGUUUUGUGGCUUUAGGCCAUGAGCUCAAUGUGACUGGAAACAUCUAUUAAUUAGGCACAAUUUGUAUCCCUCUCUCAACUGGAAAUAUCAAUACUUACUAAAAUUACCAGAUGUUUCUCAAGUGACCAAGCUGUUAAAAUGUCAAUUUAAAAAAUGUCCCCAAAAGGGGUGAAUCAUACAAAACAUGUCAAGGAGAUGUCCAGGUCAUAUUUUACUCUAAAAUCGAAAGAAAUAAAUUAAAUAAAAAAUAAAUAAAAAAAAUCGAAUUGACAAUACUGUAAUAUGAACAAAUCUAUUAUCAUCUAUUAUUUAAAUUGUGAAGGUAGUAUUGGUAGUAUUUGUUGUACUGCCUGUAAUUAAUGCUGAUCAUUGUCAUUGUUUACUUUAAUGAGAAUUAAAUACGAAUCUCCAUUGAGAAUAAUUAUUAAAAAAAUAUAUAAAUAAUAAACGCAAGUGAAAUGUCCAGAAGCAUUAUGCUCACGAGAGUUUGGUGUGGAAAUGUGAUUAAUUGUCACGAAAACAAUGUCACAAUGGGAUGGGAAUCUAAAUUAUCGUAAAAAAUUAGGCUCAUUUUUCUUUUUGUAAAAUAUUUCUUUCUUUAUUAUUUUGGGAAUAAUGUGACCCAGACAUGUUUUUGAGAGAUUUGCCCAAAAAUGGUCUUGACUUGGCCAAGCAUAUGAUGUAAAAGUGAAUCUUGCCCAGUGUAAUAAAUUAUACAAUAAUAAAAUCCAUACUGCAUUCUCUGUGAUUAGGAACAGAUCCCUCCCCCAAUCUGAAUAUUCGGUCGCUUUGAGAAACCAUCUCAAACAAGAGAAUCUCCACUGCCCCCAAUCUGUCAUAUUGUCUCCAGUUCAUCUUCAGUGGUACCACUCCUCCCUGAGCUGAUCUCGAGUGUGGAAUACCCAGUCGUGUACUAAAUUUGCCCGACUGAUCUACAUAACCCCUUAAAUACACUAAGCCCUUUAAUCCCAUCUUCGCCAAUUUUACACUUUUGCAGUUUGCCUUAGGACUUGCCACAUCAUUGUAUUCCAAUCAGAAUGCAACAUGUGAAAGCCUGUGUUGCUAGGAAAAAAUAAUAAUAAUUACAUAAAAAUGGUUCUACUAAGAAAACAGGACUGUUUCUACUCACAAUUUUAAUUUGCAAUGUUUUGGUAUUAUUUCUAGAUUUGCAUUUAAAGUAAUACUUGAGCAGGUACAUCAUUUGUCUUAGACCUAUCUGCAUUAAUCUUAUGUUUCAUGUUUGUGCCAUGCUAAAUUACUUUUGCGUUAGAAACAAAUCACUUCCGAGAUUCCAUGUCCUGUUGCUGCCAUCUUGAAUUACUUAAUGGUUUUCACAAUGACCGGUAAUUAGCUUUUGUCUGAAUGCCUCAGCUUAGUGGUCGCAUGGGCCUGUUGUCUGCAUGUGAGGGAGACCAACUUGCAUGUGCUUCUCUUUAUCAAUCAACACUGUCCAAUACAGCAGAUAAAGACUGUUAGUGGUGUCUUCCCCUAGAUUUAACACAUUAUGUCCUUAAAUGUGUUAGCCUCUGGCUGUGAUUGAGCAAAGGAAAACCAAAACUGUAGCUGCAAGGAUUAGGUUCAUCUCAGGAAGUGAUUCUCAUUUAAAUACAACAACUUUUUUGUUCUUAAUAACAUUUACCAUUGUCAACCAAUAGGCAUCAUCAAUAACAUAUGACAUAUUUAAAGACUAUUAUUCACUAUUAAUAAGGCACAUAUUCAGUCAUGAUAUUUCUGCCUAAUUACAAUUGAAAAGAUAAGUUAAUUAGUUUGAUGCUUAAGACAAUGUGCAGAACAUUGCAAUGCAAUGUAUAAAAGUGAGGCUUUCUGAGUCAUCCAUUGAUGUGCUGUGCUGUAGAGGGUUCCCACAGUCAUGGAAAACCUGGCAAUGUCAGGAAAUUUCAAAACUGUGAUUUCCAGGCAAUAGUCAUGGAUGUUAACGAAGUAAUGAAAAAAUGCCUGGCAAUUUCUAUAGUGAAUAUAUUUUUAAACUUCUUAAUAAUAUCUUUAUAUUUUAAAAGAUCUCUUUUCCAGUAAUCACAAAUGAUUGGAAAGUCAUGCAAAUGUUUUGAAAAAAUAAAUUGCUUAAAAGGUGUGGGAACCCUGGCAAGUACAAAUAAGCCCUGUAUGGAUUGAUCAGAUUUUCACCUUUGUUUACACACUCAAGGGCUAAAAAUAAUAGUGCCCUCUGGUGGCCAAAAAUGGUCUGUGCGUACACACCAUCUUCCUCUGCUGGUCAGGGCAGGUAUUGCUCAUUAACUUGAAGGAAUAAUAGGAAGAUAAACCUGAAAAAUAGUCUUGGGCAACUAUCAAGCUGGCAGACAGGAAGCUUUUUGUUGUUUUUGUGAAUCUGUAAACACAUUACUCAUUGUUUUCUCAUAUGUGCUACAGCAUGUCUUGUCUCUGUGUCAUUUUAAGCAUUAUAAAUCAGGGACUAAAAACGAAAUGUUUUUCAUUUCUGUUCAUUCUGAGCAAAAACUGUAUUUUUUUUUUUUGUUCCGGUUCAGGAGUUCCGCAACCUCCUUUCCAAAUAGGUUACCGGUUAGAAUGAAAUAAAAGAACCGUUAAUAACGUUAUUUUAAAAAUGACAGUACUCUGCGCUAAGGUGUGGGUGAAAUACCAAUUGUUGAAAUACCAGAUCUCGCAAGAGAAACAAACAACAUGGUCUGGAAAAACAAUCCCAAAAUAUGCCACUUGACUCACCAAAAUAAGCAAUACAUUUUUUUCCUGUGUGGUGGCUUUAUCGGCAUAGAAAUCAAAAACAAGCAGUUAAUUAACAGAUAAGAAUCAUUUUAAUUACAGAUCUGCUUCUGAGUCAAAACCCGGCAGCAACAAAUCUGUAUUAAUGCAUCAUAUCUAAAAAUAAUUCACUGAAGACUUGGACACAACUGAGAAAUAUACUUUUUACCUCUAAUAAUGUUUUCCUUGUCUAGAUUAGCCGUGCAUGUAUAUGUAGUAAUUAUACAUAGUUGUUCGAAAGGUCUUCAUUCACAGAAUGCUACAUCCACAACAAGCAAUUUGGCAAAAAAUGUGUGAUGCAGAAGUUUCCAUCAGGAUCGAAGCACGUUUCAUUUUUUCGGGCAACAUGAAGUGGUGUAGUUCCAAAAAAUUACUGUGAUUGGUUUCAUGAAAAAAUUAUCGGAACCAAAUUAACCGGUUACCAGCAUUUAAAAAUAACAAUUGAAAAUCACUUUGUUCUGGUUUUCAGUUACGUUCUGCUAAAAAUUUCGUUCGGUUUUUUUGUUUUCGGUUUUCAUUUUCAUUCCUUGAUUUUUAGUCCCUGUUUUAAAUUCUCGCUUGCACUAGCAGCCAUGCACCAAAGGAUCACUUAAAUCAGUGUACUUUAAGAAAUUCACAACCUUGGAUCUGCACACAUUUUCUCAUGCUGUACUCAUGCUGUAAUCAGUUGUGACAUGCCGUUUGAGUGUUAUAGCAUUAUCACUCAUGAAUUUGAAUACUUGAUUAUCAACAGCAUAACACUUCUGUUCAUUUUCUCUGCUGCUGGGAAAUGUAUUAAAGAGAUAUUUGUAGUUCACCUAAAAAUGCAAGGUUUGUCAUUUACUCACCCUUAUGUGUCUUUUCAAACAUGUGUGAAUUUCUUUCAUCUGUGGAAAACCAAAAGGACAAAAAAGCACCACAAAAUUAGUCCUGAAAACCUAUGUGCUAUAGCCUAUUCCAAGUCUACUGAAGCCAUAUGACAGCUUUGUGAUAGACAGAACUGUCCAUAAAUCAUUAUUUACUGAAUAUCUUGUUUUACAUCUGUGGUCACCAUUCACUUGCAUUGUAUGGAAAAGAGCAGCUUGGACUUUCUGCUCUAAAUAACUAAUUUUGUGUUCCAUGGAAGAAAGAAAGUCAUUUGGGCUUCAAAAGACAAAAGGGUGCGUAAAUAUGACAGAAUUUUCAUUUUUGCUUAGACUGCUCCUUUAAAUUCUUACAUAUCUGUUGUACACUUGCUCACUGUCAUACAGAGUACAUACUGUAUAGUGCUUAUGUAAAGAGCUGAUGUCAUCAGCUGUGUUUUAUAAUAAAUAAUAAUAUAGAGUUUACAGAAUCUGCCAUCCAUAACAUACUGUACUCAAAUAGUCCUGGUCUCUCGUCUGUUUCUAAUAAUUUGUCUCACUUCUGUUGAUCUCUCCUCUGCCAGUGACCCGAGGCUGUGCUGUGAAACGCUUAGACUUUUGCUCCUAAGUUAAACCUUCUAUCCGAGCGAAUGCAUUGCAGUAUAUAAGACCUUGUUGGUCUGAUAAUAGGAUGUUGUAUGGUACUUGCACGAUUACUGAGGCACUUGGUGCAUUUCUGUACUUAAAUGGACUAUGUGAUGUUUCUGGAAGUAUGUUUUGGGAAUGAAUGCUACAUUGAGAGUGUAUUGUACGUAUGCCACAGUGGGUGUUUAUUGUAUGUGUGCAAAGGUAACAGAAAAUAUAGGCUUUCUUCUUUUCCGGACACCAUGUUCAACAGAAUAAAAAAAGUGCUGUCUGUCUGUAGCAGUGGGUUGUGAAAACUGUUGUUUUGGGUUUUGUUCCUCCUCUGAACACUUCCGUAUAGUGAUGCUGUUAAAUGAGUGUUUGAAUGGUUGGAUAUCCCCCUGUGAUGUAAUCGUACACCAUCCCACUGUUUGGAUAUGAACCAUAAGUCCAAAUAAAGAUUUUCUUUUUUUUUUUUGAACUUACAGUAUAUGUAAUUAUUGUCAUAUUUGUUUUAAAAUGUAUUUUAUAGUUGAUUGAAGUAACUUGCUUAGUCCUAUUUUUAAAACUUACAUUAUUAUAAUUACCUUGGCUUGUGAUAUUGUUGAUAAUUAAGCACAGUUCAUUCUCAUUACUGUUUUGCAAACCUAUUGUGAAACCUAAGCCUGAUAAAUGAAAAUUAAGUUAUGCUGAUUUAAAUUUUAAAAAUACAGUGAAUUACAGUUUUAUUUUUUUACUUUUAAAAAAGUUAAUGUAAUGAGCUUUUAAUAAAAAAUAAUGACCCAAAGACCCA